AUGACCAAGGUGAAGGCGCAUAUUAUUCCGAGUCAUGCGGCUGGACCAGGUCUACAAGCAACAACUGGUACCCGAGGAUUUCAAAUAUCUUCUAGGAAAAUGCUGCUUUUGGUGUGGCUGGUGAUGGGAGUUUUACCGAUGACUUUGCAGAUCAGAAGCUACGCAAAGUUCGUAACGCCACACAAAAUCACUGCGCGUUUAGUGGUCCCAGACGAGGGAAUAUCGGAAACAUCAGAUGUAUGGAAAUUUUGCCCCGUCAAGGAAUGGUACGCGGCUGGAGUAUAUUGGAAUAUGAUGCCAACACAUUACUUUCAACGUGAAGAUGGUAUUCUAUGCCACUACGUGAUUCCUCAAUACAACGUACACGGCAAUUAUUUCGUGGGUAACCAGACUACAAUGCCCUUCCAUACGAGUCCAGAAGACUGUGCAAAUGAGAGUUACCCAUUCGAGCAUUACUUCUACCACGGCAGCAUCGGGUUCUACUCGCUUUACGGUGAAGUAAAAGGAACUUAUUGUCCCAAGUACGACACUGCGUAUGUUCUUGUUGGUGGGUUGGGGACUUUUGAUAUUAACGGUCCUCCGUUAGCAAGCGAUGACGGCGGUCACGGAUAUCGAAGAUCGUAUUGGUAUGCUUUCGCUGUGGCGGUGUGGAUUAUAGUUCGCUGUUGGAUACUCCGACGGAGUUAUGUGGUUUGUAGCCGAUUUGCUCGAUCAAGCGAUCAUAUUUACAAGACAAUGGGGCUACAAGACGCAAUGGUGUUCGUUCAUGAAAGUAUGCGGUUGUCUGCACACGGUGCGAAUAAUUAUCACCGCUUGGGACUAGCCUAUCUGUUGGUUGAAGGACUGAUGAGCGAUUUGUUUCUACUCACUACACAAGAAGGAAUGCUCGGACGACUACAGUGUAUUUCGUUGGGAUACAACUUGGCAGGUAUCAUGUCGAUGUUGUUUGAAAUGAUUGAAACGAUGCACUGGCUCGGUGAAACAAAUCGCUGUUUCUUGAGACGAGUGUUGUUUAACCAUGAGACUGUAUUAGUUGGUGAACUCUUGUGCGCUGCUGCAAUGCAAUACUACGUUUCGUCGUUGAAUCGAUCAAGCCUUAAGGAAUGGCGACCAGCAGCGGAGGAAGUGUCAUACUACGUGAUGAGUCUGGCUGGGCAUGGAAUCAUUGUUGUUGGCUGCGUGCUGGUCAUUAUUUGUUCUCGAGUAAUUGGAGCGGUCGGCUUCGUGCGAUGGAAAUUCGGCUCUCUGGCCCCCCUAUCGGCACCUUGCUGUGUGGACACCGUUUUGGGUGUGCGAAGCAAGUUGAUACUGCUGGGGGGAUACGCUUGGGACAAUGGAAACUUGUACUAUAAAAUAUGCACUCUGAGGGCGUUCGGUCUACUAAAAGUUGUAGAGGAGGAUGGAAAAGAAUAUCUCGCUAUUCACAAACUGCACUGGUUUGCAAUACCGAAAGAUUAUGUAGUCGUAAUAGGAUCUUUGCUCGGUUCCAAAGUCGUCCCGUGCGAUGAGCGCCCAAGCGUUGGAACUAUGAGCGCUUUCGGACGAAUGAUCGGGGGAAAGGCUAGUGACACAGGGAAUCGCCAACGAAUAGCAGCGAUGAUGGCAGACAAGUACUCGAUGCAAGAAAGAGGGGAACGUAAAAAACUUUCAGCAACGAGAAUAUACGUCUUAGUUUGGAUGGCUGUGGGAUUAGGCCCUCUGUUUCUCCAGAUUAAGGGUUACGUGCAAUUCGUGACUCCGCACAAGAUUUCACAAAACUUGAUCACACCGGUUGCUGGAGACAAAAAGGAUGCGGACCUGCACAAAGCGUGCCCUGUAAACGAACUGUUCAUGGCUGGAGCGUAUUGGAACGUCGCACCUACGCACUACUACUACGUCACAGAUGGAGUUCUCUGUCACUUCGUCAUGCCGCAGUACAAUCUCCACGGUAACUAUUUUUUGGGGAAUACAACUGUCGAACCAUAUACAACUACACCAGCUAGCUGUUCAAACCACAGCUUUGCAUUUGCCAACUACUUUUACCACGGAAGUAUCGGAUACUAUUCAUUCUACGCCGAAGGUGAAGGCACAUUCUGUUUCUUGGACAACACAGCUUAUGACAUUGUGAAAGGCGUCGGGACACUGGAUAUCAAUGGAGCUCCUCUGGCUAAUGACAAAGGUCAAAUUGGAUAUUUAAAAUCGUACUGGUAUGCGCUUGCAGGCUCGACGUUAGUUCUUAUUCGCUGCUGGGUUCUUAGAAGAAGUUAUAUUUCCUGUAAGCGAUUUGCCAAACAUUGCGAUGAAAUGUCCGAGCCCGUUCGCUUCCAGGAUGCGUUUGUGUAUGUCCAAGAGAGCAUGAGAUUAUCAGCACAUGGAGCGAACAAUUACCAGCGCGGUAUACUGCUGUUCUUACUGCUUGAUCAGGGACUUAUGAGCGAUCUCUUUCUUCUAAUCACUCAGGAAGGACUGGUUGGUCGGAUCCAAUGUAUUUCGCUCGGAUACAACUUAGCUGGACUCAUGUCAAUGCUGUUCGAGAUGGUUGAAUCGAUGAAUUGGAUAUCGGAGAAGGCUCGAGUUCUUGUAAAGCGGCUACUGUUCAACUAUGAAACAGCGUUAAUAGGAGAACUUAUCACUGCGGCAGUGAUGCAGUACUAUUUGACAACGUUGAACCGAUCGGGUCUUCGCGACACCGAAUCGGAAGCAGAGACACUCGCUGAAAGCGUUUGGUCUUUUGAGAAUGGUAGAGGGAGAUGGCAGCGAGUUCCUCGUUUACACGAAACUACGAUGGAGAGCUAUUCCCCGUAA
This is a messenger RNA of Phytophthora nicotianae INRA-310, 2784 nucleotides long. RefSeq lists its product as hypothetical. NCBI's taxonomy places the organism in Eukaryota, Oomycota, Peronosporomycetes, Peronosporales, Peronosporaceae. Bases 1 to 2784 code for a protein of 927 amino acids. The transcript has 3 exons. The record is from RefSeq and is a predicted model, not a curated record.